CGCAUUCGAUUCAGGUCCGAGUCACCCGAUCCGUGCACGGGAUCCGAACGCAGCCUCCGCCUAGCUCGCUUAGGUCAUAGCCGCGGAAUCGGUGGCGAAGCUCAGAUUACUUCCGUCGCUGUCUUCGUUCGCGAGUGGUGGAGUUCUUGGUUGAAGGUACAAUCACUAGAGAGAGAGAGAGAGAGAGAGAGAUGAAUGCGUUCAGGUUAGCGGGGGAUAUGACCCAUCUCUUCAGCAUCAUAUUGCUCCUUCUCAAGAUCCGGACCACGAAAUCUUGUGCCGGCAUAUCACUUAAGACUCAAGAGUUGUAUGUCAUCAUAUUCAUCGCACGAUAUCUUGACUUGUUCACAAAGUAUUAUUCACUCUAUAACUCUAUGAUGAAAGUUGUAUUCCUUGGCACCUCCAUUUGCAUAGUUUGGUAUAUGCGAUACCAUAAAGUUGUUAGGCAGACAUACAACAAGAAUGAAGAUACUUUCCAGCAUUUUUUCCUCUUGGUACCAUGUUUUGUGUUGGCUCUUCUGAUACAUCAUUCGUUUACCAUCAUCGAGAUUUUAUGGACAUUCUCAAUUUAUCUUGAAGCUGUUGCAAUCUUACCGCAAUUGGUUUUGUUGCAAAGGUCAAGAAACAUAGACAAUUUGACAGGAAACUAUGUUUUCUUUCUUGGGGCUUAUAGGGCGUUGUACUUGUUGAAUUGGAUGUAUCGAUUCUUCACUGAGAACCACCAGUUUCGCUGGAUACCUUGGCUAUCUGGACUGGUUCAAACGGCUCUUUAUGCCGAUUUCUUUUACUACUACAUAAUGAGUUGGAAGAAUCGAGAAAAAUUCAAGCUUCCUGCUUGACAGAUAAAGGUUGAGCAUCCGAUUCUGCCUUGAGAAAGUUGUUUCUUGCUCACUUCUGGAUCGUAAUAGCAGUUCCUAGUUCAACAAAUUCCAGCACAACUAAUCACAAGUGUCUGUUGCUCAGCCGGAUUUCUUCAUUUGAUGAACUAGAUGACUGCUUCGUGGGCCAAUGAUAUCUUUUUUUUUAAUCGACUAAUUGAAUGUACUUGAACAAAUAAUAUCAACUACAGGUUGUUCUAAUAUGAUUAUAAUAUCAUAUUUCACAGGCCAUUAGCAUCCACAACAACAAUACUAUGCCAUUGACACUCGUUUUGACA
Molecule: messenger RNA, 1156 nt
Organism: Zingiber officinale
Lineage: Eukaryota; Viridiplantae; Streptophyta; Magnoliopsida; Zingiberales; Zingiberaceae
Product: ER lumen protein-retaining receptor-like
Exons: 7
Coding region: 192-839 (215 amino acids)
Biological process (GO): endoplasmic reticulum to Golgi vesicle-mediated transport; protein retention in ER lumen
Cellular component (GO): membrane; cis-Golgi network; endoplasmic reticulum
Molecular function (GO): ER lumen protein retrieval receptor activity
Source: RefSeq, a predicted model, not a curated record